Messenger RNA from Mytilus californianus (California mussel), 4765 nucleotides. RefSeq names its product trichohyalin-like. The record is from RefSeq and is a predicted model, not a curated record. Gene Ontology annotation, cellular component: nucleus. NCBI's taxonomy places the organism in Eukaryota, Metazoa, Mollusca, Bivalvia, Mytilida, Mytilidae. The transcript has 5 exons. Bases 281 to 4342 code for a protein of 1353 amino acids. Gene Ontology annotation, biological process: regulation of DNA-templated transcription. Gene Ontology annotation, molecular function: transcription coregulator activity; DNA binding.
AGGAAUAUAUUGACAUUCUUAUUGUGUACAGACUGUAUUAUAAUUCUAUUGGUGAUUGGAUUUAUAUUGGAUUUAUUACUUCGUACUGAAGGUGUGCCUAUAUUGGCAGAAUAUAUGAAGAUACAGAUACAGAUACAGAUACAGAUGAACAAAACAGUAAAUUCACGUCUUACAACAGAGUCAAACUGUAAAUUCACGUCUUACAACAGAGUCAAACAGUAAAUUCACGUCUGAGGAUCUAGGAGUUUUUGUUUGAAGUAUUGGAAAUUGUCUGCUAUCAAUGAAUAUGGAAGAAGAUAUCUUGAAAACCAAUGAUACAGCAACAGAAAUGGAAUACUCUGAUGUUGAUGGAAGUGAAUAUAAUGUUAUAUUCAAUAAUGACAAUGAGGGUCUAUCGUCAAAAUGUCCUGGCAGGCCUCCAGGAGCUAAACAUAAACUCAAAGAUGAACAGCUGUUAUCCCUUAAGAAAAGGUACUUAGGACCUGGAAGCCCAAAGAAAGAAAAAAAAGGAAGAGGAAGACCCCUCAAAUCUUUAAAGUUGCAAAAAAAGGAAUCACCUACUGCUACGAAACCAGGUGGUAGACCUAAAGGUUCUGGGAAGAAGUAUGAUGGGAAUAAAACAAGUCUUGGCAAGGGAGAUGUUAGUUACACAGAAACUGUGGAAAAUAUUGUAGAAGAACAAUCUGACAGUGAAAUUGAAUAUAUGUUGGAUGAAGAAGAAUUGCCAGUUAAAAAAGGCAGAGGGAGACCUAAAAAAAAUAGUUAUGAGGAGGAUGAAUUACAGUUAUUAAAGAGAAGCCCUGGGAGACCUCUGAAAUCUACUUAUGGGGAGGAAGAAGUACAUUCAGUUAGGAAAGGUCCUGGGAGACCUCCGAAAAAUGCUAAUGAGGAAUAUCAGGUACAUGCGGUCAAAAGAAGUCCUGGAAGACCUCGGAAAAAUCCAUAUAAGAAGAAAAAUGUUAGUUACAGAGAGGAUGUUGAUUUUAGUAUAGAAGAACAAUCUAACAGUGAAAAUGAAUAUAUGUUGGAGGAGGAAAAAUUGCAGUCUGUAAGGAAAAGUCCUGGGAGAUCUCCUAAGCAAGCUUUUAAUAACAUAGAGGAAGUUGAAGAUAUUCAUGAAGUAGAACAAUCUGACAGUGAAAAUGAAUUUAUGUUGGAGGAGGAAGAAGAACAGCCAGUAAAAAAAGGCAGAGGUAGACCUAGAAAAAUAAGGGAUGAGGAGGGUGAAGUACAGUUAUUAAAGAGAAGCCCUGGGAGACCUCUGAUAUUUACUUAUGGGGAGGAAAAAGUACAUUCAGUUAGAAAAGGUCCUGGGAGACCACUGAAAAAUGCUAUUGAGGAAUAUCAGGUACAUGUGGUGAAAAGAGGUUGUGGGAGACCUCCGAAAAGUCCAUAUGAAAAACAAGAUGUUAGUUACACAGAGGAUGUUGAUUUUAGUAUAGAAGAACAAUCUGACAGUGAAAAUGAAUAUAUGUCAGAGGAGGAAGAAGAACAGCCAAUAAGAAAAAGCAGAGGGAGACCUAAAAAAAUAAGGGAGAAGAAGGAUAAAGUUCAGCCAAAGAGAAGCCAUGGAAGUCCUCUGAAAUUUAAUUAUGGAAAAGACAAAGCUCAGUCAGCACGGAAAAGUCCUAGGAGAUCUUCAAAGCAAGUUGUUAAUUACACAGAGUAUUUUGAUGUUAGUAUAGAAGACCAAUCUGACAGUGAAAAUGAAUAUAUGUUGGAUGAGGAAAAAGAACAAUCUGAUAGUGAAAAUGAAUAUAUGUUGGAAGAGGAAAAAGAACAGCCAGUAAAAAAAGGCAGAGGGAGACCUAAAAAAAUAAGGUAUGAGGAGGAUGAAGAACAUCCAAUAAGGAGAAGCCAAGGGAGACUGUCAAAGUCUUCUUAUCAUGAGGAGAAAGUACAGUCAGCAAGGAGAAGUCCUUGGAGAUCUUCAAAGCAAGAUGUUAAUUACAUAGAGGAUAUUGAAAAUAUAGAUGAACAAUCUGACAGCGAAAGUGAAUAUUUGUUGGAGGAGGAAGAAGAACAGCCAAUAAAGAGAAGCCAAGGGAGACCGCCAAAAUCUUCUUAUCGGGAGGACAAUAUACAGUCAGCAAGGAGAAGAAUUGGGAGAUCUCAAAAGCAUGCUAUUAAUUACACAGAGAAUAUUAAUGCUAGUAUAGAAGAACAAUCUGACAGUGAAUAUGAAUACAUGUUGGAAGAGGAAGAAGAUCAGCCACUAAAAAAAGGUAGAGGGCCUAAAAAAAUAAGGGAUGAGGAAGAGGAAGUACAGCCAGUUAAAAAAGGCAGAGGGAGACCUAAAAAAAUAAGGGAUGAGGAGGAGGAAGAACAACCAGUUAAAAAAGGUAGAGGGAGACCUAAAAAAAUUAGUUAUGAGGAGGAUGAAGUACAGUUAUUAAAGAGAAGCCCUGGGAGACCUCUGAAAUCUACUUAUGGGGAGGAAGAAGUACAUUCAGUUAGGAAAGGUCCUGGGAGACCUCCAAAAAUUACUUAUGAGGAAUAUCAGGUACAUGCGAUGAAAAGAAGUCCUGGAAGACCUCGGAAAAAUCCAUAUGAGAAACAAGAUGUUAGUUACACAGAGUAUUUUGAUUUUAGUAUAGAAGAACAAUCUGACAGUGAAAAUGAAUAUAUGUCAGAGGAGGAAAAAUUGCAGUCAGUAAGGAAAAGUCCUGGGAGAUCUCCUAAGCAAGCUGUUAAUAACAAAGAGGAAGUUGAAGAUAUUCAUGUAGUAGAACAAUCUGACAGUGAAAAUGAGUUUAUGUUGGAGGAGGCAAAACUGCCAGUAAAAAAAGGCAGAAGGAGACCUAAAAAAAUAAGAGAUGAGGAGGAGGAAGUACAGCCAAUAAAAAGAAGCCGCGGGAGACCUCUGAAAUCUACUUACUGUGAGCCAAAAGUGCAGUCAGUAAGGAGAAGUCUUGGCAGAUCUCAAAAGCAAGCAGUUGAUUACACAGAGGAUAUUGAAGAUAUAAAAGAACAAUCUGACAGUGAAAAUGAAUUUAUGUUGGAGGAGGAAGAAGAACAGCCAGUAAAAAAAGGCAGAGGGAGACCUAAAAAAAAUAGUUAUGAGGAGGAUGAAGUACAGUUAUUAAAGAGAAGCCCUGGGAGACCUCUGAAAUCUACUGACGGGGAGAAAAGGGUACAGUCAGCAAGGAGAAGUCUUGGGAGAUCUCCAAAGCAAGCUGUUAAUUACACAGAGGAUGCCGAAGAUAUAGAUGAACAAUCUGACAGUGAAAAUGAAUAUAUGUCAGAAGAGAAAGAACAGCCAGUAAGAGAAGGCUGUGAGAGACCUAAGAAAAUAAGGAGUGAGGAGGAGGAAGUGCAGCCAAUAAAGAGAAGCUGUAGGAGUCCUCUGAAAUGGACUUAUGGAGAUGACAAAGCACAGUUAGUAAGGAAAAGUCUUGGGAGAUCUCCAAAGCAAGCGGUUGAUUACACAGAGUAUUUUGAUGUUAGUAUAGAAGAACAAUCUGACAGUGAAAAUGAAUAUAUGUUGAAGGAAGAAGUAGGGCUAGUAAAAAAAAGCAGAGGGAGACCUAAAAAUAUAAGUGAUGAGGAGGAUGACUCAAUUAUCAUUGAUGAGGAGGAUGAAGUACAGCCAGUUAAAAAAGGCAAAGGAAGACCUAAAAAAAAAUAUGAUGAGGAAGAUGUUCAUCCAAUAAAGAGAAGCUGUGGGCGACCUCCAAAAUCUACUGAUGGGGUGGAAGAAGUACAUUCAGUAUGGAAAGGUCCUGGGAGACCUCCAAACAGUACUAAUUCCUCUGUGAUGAGAAAGAGAGGUCAACCAUCUGCAUCUGAAAGUAUGAAAUUUAGAUUGAGUAUUUCAGGAGAAAGAAUUCCACGGAAUAAUGAAAAUGAGAAGAGUGAAGAUCAUGAAAAGAGAAGCCCUAGCAGACCAAAAAAAACUGAUGUAUUAUGUGCUAAAAAAGCAUUAGAUAAAAAUGAUUUAUACCAUUCAGAAAAAAGGGUUAGAGGAAGACCUAAAAAAUCUGAGAGGAAGCAUACUGGCAGACCAAAGAAAAUUACCAGUUUUAUAAGUAACUUUCCUCAAGAUGACAGUUCUGCAUCUGAAGAAGUUUUAAAACGUGGUCGAGGGAGACCUAUAAAAGUAACUAAUAGUAAAGAUCUGACUAGUGAGGUUGACUUUGAACAAAGCAAACACUCUCCCAGUAAAUCAAACAUAAUUCAACAUGGAGUAAUCAAAAGAGGUCCUGGUCGACCUAAAAAGGUGACCCCAACCUUGGAUAUGACAUGUGAGAAGGAGGAUGGAACAGGUAUUGAUGGUUUUGAUCAAUCGAGGGAAUAUUCAAUAGAUGUGUUGUGUAAUGGUUCAUUAGUCACAGAAGAUUAGGAUGUAACAGCAACACAUGCUCCAGAUUUAACAGAGGUGUCCAUUUCCUAGGCCAUGCAUUUGGACAAAACAGGCAAGGCAGCUAAAGGUGGAAUAGAACUCCUUGUGUACUCAGCAAUGUAAUAUUUUUUGUGUUUGUUGAGAUUGUUAUAGUAUUUUAAUACAUGUAUACACAUAUGUUAUGUGAUAAAUCAGUAAUGCUGCUCUAUUUUGAAAUGCCAUUGGGCAACAUUUUGGGUAAGACCCCAUGCCACUACCCAUAAUUUUAUUUUUAUUUGUAACAGAAUUAUAUUGGCCUCCACCCUUAAUUACAAUAUUGUUUUUUAACAUCAAGUUACAUUUGGGAUAAUUGAAAAUAAGACAUUAUAAAUUUUGUGGAUUAUAAGAUGACAUGAACUAUUAAAAUCUAUUUAUAUUUUUGUA